AUGAAAUUAAGAGGGAAAAAUGGGAAAGAAUUAGUCGUGAGAAACCGUGGCUUAGGAAAGAAGAAGCCUCUUGUGUCUAUGUUUGACCCCAUUAUGGAUGAUAUGAGAUUAGAAUUUCAAUUUGUUCAGCUUAAACAAAAGAAAAAGUUGAAGAUGAUGUCCACUUACCUACAACUCGCGCAGCAGCAUACGUUAGGAUUGAUGCGAUAA
Messenger RNA from Clunio marinus, 210 nucleotides. Lineage: Eukaryota; Metazoa; Arthropoda; Insecta; Diptera; Chironomidae. The record is from the annotation of a GenBank genome assembly.